AUGUCUCUAGAAACCGGCCUUAUUAUAAGUAGACCCUAUUACAUUAAGAGUAGUGAUUGUGGGUAUUGUCAUGGGAAGAAACAAUUCCCCCAAGCAUUAGAGAGCCAACGAACUGGGGCUGAAAAAUCUGGUGAAAGCUCUUCAAUCACCAUUGGUGUUUCAGUAGAACAGAUGACCUGUGAACAGUACGAUGAAUUCAUUAAUCAAGGAUACAGAAGGUCAGGGACUUUUCUUUACAAGCCCGAUUUGCUUAGAAACUGCUGUCGAUUAUAUACUAUAAGAACUGACUUAAACAACUUGAAAAUCUUGAAAAUGCAUAGACAAACGGUUAAUAGGUUUAUUAGGGCCAUUUCAGACGGCGAUGAUGAAAGAGAUCAGAAGAAUUCCAAGUUUGACUUAAAGUCAUUGAUUGAAGCCGAGCAAAAAUCAACGAAAUUCAAAACGGUGUUUGGUCCAUCCAAUUUCACUAAAGAGAAAUAUGAACUUUAUAAAAAGUAUCAGAUCCGAGUGCAUAACGAUGAUCCCGAAGACUUGAAUGAGCAGUCUUUUGACCGGUUUUUAUGCGAUACUCCAUUUCAUCAGGAGGAAAUUGAAGGAACAAAAGCACAAUGGGGUUUAUUGAAUGGAUGGGUGGAGAAUUGGCCAAAAAUAGGACAAUCACCACAAUUGCAAGAAAACAAACGAAUCGGACCUACCCACGAGUGCUACUAUUUGGACGAUAAACUCAUUGCGAUCUCGGUACUCGAUUUCUUACCAACUGGUAUCUCUUCGAUUUAUUUCAUUUGGGAUCCCGAUUACGCAAAUUUGUCCUUGGGGACCUUAUCAGGGUUGAGAGAAAUACAAAUGUGCCAUGAAUUGAAUUUGGGCUACUACUAUUUGGGUUAUUAUAUCGACGAUUGUGACAAAAUGAAGUAUAAGCUGAAAUUCGGCGGUGAAAUCCUCGAUUUAGCCAAUGAAGUAUAUUUCCCUAUACCCCAAGUAAGUGACUACAUGAAAGAUGGAAAAUUGUUUGUAUGCGGCACUUCUAAAGAUACUCCAGAUACCCUUCACCGAGAAUUUGCAUUACAAAACACCGGCCACCCCAAAUCAUUAGCAACCAGUCGAUUCAAAAACGAAUCCCUGAUCAGAGAUAUAAGUGAAUUGGUAUACGGAUUCGAUUCAAAUACCCACCACGAAGCAGAAACCGCAUACAAACUCCUCCAGCAUAAACUCAAGCUUUCAGACUUGACCCCAGAUGACUUACCGUUGGUAGUGCCAGGAGUAACUCCGGUUUGGCAAAUACUAGAAAUGACGGAAAAUGGUACCAUUCACGAAAAAUUAAAAGUCACCGUCUUCUCGAUGUCCCACGGAUCAUUUGGAUCAACGAGAUUGAAAGACUUGACUCCAAUUGGACGUAAGAUGAUCAUUCAAUUCAUCCGUCUUUUCGGUAUUGCCAAAAUUGAAAAUUCAAUCAUUCUUAUUUAG
Hyphopichia burtonii NRRL Y-1933 is the source of this 1464-nucleotide messenger RNA. RefSeq names its product arginyltransferase. Gene Ontology annotation, cellular component: cytoplasm. The transcript has a single exon. NCBI's taxonomy places the organism in Eukaryota, Fungi, Ascomycota, Pichiomycetes, Serinales, Debaryomycetaceae. Gene Ontology annotation, molecular function: arginyl-tRNA--protein transferase activity. Bases 1 to 1464 code for a protein of 487 amino acids. Gene Ontology annotation, biological process: protein arginylation. The record is from RefSeq and is a predicted model, not a curated record.